Striga hermonthica is the source of this 1380-nucleotide messenger RNA. The record is from the annotation of a GenBank genome assembly. Lineage: Eukaryota; Viridiplantae; Streptophyta; Magnoliopsida; Lamiales; Orobanchaceae.
AUGGAUCAUGUAAUUGGCGGCAAGUUCAAGCUGGGGAGAAAGAUUGGUAGCGGAUCUUUUGGAGAGCUUUAUUUGGGAGUAAAUAUACAAACUGGAGAAGAAGUUGCUGUUAAAUUGGAAUCUGCUAAAACUAAGCACCCCCAGCUUCACUAUGAAUCAAAAUUGUACAUGCUCCUUCAGGGAGGAACUGGGAUUCCCCAUCUUAAAUGGUUUGGAGUUGAAGGCGAGUACAAUGCCAUGGCUAUUGAUCUUCUUGGACCAAGCUUAGAAGAUUUGUUCAACUAUUGCAAUAGGAAGUUCACAUUGAAAACAGUCCUAAUGCUUGCAGAUCAAUUAAUAAAUCGAGUUGAAUACAUGCACUCUAGAGGAUUUCUGCACCGAGAUAUAAAACCCGAUAACUUCUUAAUGGGUUUGGGACGCAAAGCUAAUCAGGUGUACAUAAUCGACUAUGGUCUUGCAAAGAAAUACAGAGAUUUACAGACUCACAAGCAUAUACCAUACAGGGAAAAUAAAAAUCUCACUGGCACAGCUCGUUAUGCUAGUGUAAACACCCAUCUUGGAGUUGAACAAAGCAGAAGGGACGAUUUAGAAUCUCUUGGCUAUGUCCUUAUGUAUUUCCUUAGAGGAAGCCUUCCCUGGCAGGGACUGAAAGCUGGCACAAAGAAACAGAAAUAUGACAGGAUUAGUGAAAAGAAGAUGCUUACACCCGUAGAGGUCUUAUGUAAAUCUUAUCCAUCUGAGUUCAUUUCUUAUUUUCAUUAUUGUCGAUCCUUGCGGUUUGAUGACAAACCUGACUAUUCAUACUUGAAAAGACUUUUCCGGGAUCUAUUUAUUCGGGAAGGUUAUCAGUUUGAUUAUGUGUUUGACUGGACUGUAUUGAAGUAUCCACAGAUUGGCUCCAGUUCUAGAACACUGCCAACGGGAAAGAUACCUAUAAACAUGGGAUCAUCCGCAGAAAGAACUGAGAAAACCCCAGUGAAGCAAGAGACUCGAGAUAGAUUAUCUGGUGCUGUGGGGGCAUUUGGGAGAAGAAAUGGUUCUGGCUCAGGCUUGCAUGGAGAUCCCUCCCGAAAUAGAUCUUUCGAUGAUGCACCAUCACGUAAAGAUGUGCAAAUUGAUUCUGAUCGUGGUCGGAUUUCUCGGCCUGGUAGUUCUUCAAAGAGAGCGGUGAUAUCAAGCAGCAGCAGGCCCAGCUCAUCUGGCGAGCCCAGCGAGAAUCGUCAUAGCCGACUCGGAAGAAUAUCGACCACUCAUAGGCUACAGCCUGGAUUCGAGUCGAAAUCGUCAUCUUUCACCCGUGCUGCUGCUUCAAGAGGCAUCCGUGACGAAACUCUUCGAAGCUUUGAGCUCUUAACAAUUGGCUCCGGAAAAAGGAAAUAA